CGGGUCGCUUCUCUAUUUGAAGCAUUCAAUCCUUGAGCAUUGCAAAUCACAAUCAAUCAUCUUCACCAUGCGAGCCAUCCUUCGAUGGAGAACUCGGAUAUUGAUUUUCCUGAGUACGCUUGCGAUGUUCAUCAUGUUGCAAGGUUACAUGGUGCCUCGCCCGGAAAGUAUUUCCAUUAGAGGUAAUCUUGCAACAGCUCCCGAAGAUCAUUACAGCACUGGCACAAAGGCAGACAUAGAUACACAAUUUCAAGCCGACAUCAUAGAAACUGUUCAACAGGAGCCAGAAGCGUUGCAUAAGAGCUAUCUCCUCGGAUCGACAAGCUUCAUAUCGAGGCUACCCAGAAUACAGCGGCAAAUCACAAGCGAGACUGCCGGCCAAAAAUUAGAGAGAGAGACUAGAAGAGAAGCGGUAAAAGAUGGAUUCAAGCAUGCUUGGCGAGGAUACAAACAAUAUGCAAUGGGCCACGAUGAACUGAUGCCCGUAACGAACAAGCCAGUGGAUCCAUUUGGAGGUUGGGGAGCGACGGUCGCCGAUGCCCUUUCGACCAUGCUUGUGAUGGAGCUUUUUGAUGAGUUUGAAGACGCUACCCACACUAUGUUCCUUCCCAACUUCUCAAUCACUAACGACAAAGACAUUUCGACUUUUGAAACCAUCAUUCGAUAUCUUGGAGGUUUCUUGAGCGCUUAUGAAUUAUCUGGUGAUGUGAGGAUGCUUCAAAAAGCAGAGGAAGUUGGAAAGGUCGUCAUUAAGGCGUUUGAUACCCAGUCUGGUCUACCCUACCAUCGCUGGGACAUGGGAAAAAACACUUUUAAGAACGCAUGGGUUUCCUUUGCUGAAGUUGCAUCUGUUCAAAUGGAAUUUACAACAUUGACGAGGCAUUCAGGAAAUCCUAUCUAUGCUGAAAAAGCACAGAAGAUCAUAGAUUUUGUUUCAAAUGCUGGGGUAGCCGAAGGAUUGCACAUUCAAGGCUUGUAUCCGUAUACAAUGGACGUCGUUACUGGAAAAUUUACUAGCUCAAUAUCAUCAUUUGGUGCGAUGGGAGACAGUGCUUUUGAGUAUUUCCUCAAGCAAUAUUUGCUUACCGAUGGACAGGAUGAACAGUAUGCUCGAUUAUACAAGGAAUCCAUCACUGCAAUGAAGAAACACAUGCUUCGUCAAACCAGCAAAGCCAACCUUCUCUUUUUGCACCCAUUCGAUACAAAGGCUAAAAUUGUUGCUAGUACCAUGGAUCAUUUAUCAUGUUUUGUACCAGGUAUGCUUGCUAUCGGAUCCAAGAUUUUUGACGAGCCAGAGGAUCUUUUGGUAGCAAAAGGACUGCUUGAGACUUGCGUUCACAUGUACAGAACGAGCAAGACUGGACUCAGCCCAGAAAAAUGGACGUUCCAUGACGGUAAAGCGUGGAACCCUAAAACUUACGAACCUGACAACUACUGGAAUACCGAGCAAAACAAAGUCAAAAAUCAAAAGGAGCUCAAUGACGCCGUCUCUGGUCUCGGCAAUUCCAUUGGUAAACAAGUCAGCGCACUUCUCGAUCAUUGGUCCAGCUCGUUCAAUGCAAAGGAACAGUCUGAUAACCGUCUAACUGGCAUUUUCGUCAGCGAUGGUUCUUAUCUACUACGACCAGAAACCGUCGAAAGUCUGUUUGUACUAUAUCGCAUCACCGGCGAUCGCAAAUAUCAGGACUACGGCUGGGAUAUAUGGCAAGCCAUUGAAGAAUACUGCAAAACGCCGUCAGCCUAUAGUGCCGUCAGAAAUGUUAACUUUGAUGCCACAGUUGCAAACUUGACUGAUUAUUCGUCAAUUCAAAUGGACAAAAUGGAGAGCUUCUUCUUUGCGGAGACUUUAAAAUACUUGUAUCUCCUGUUCAGUCCUGACAACAUUAUCUCACUAGACAAGUUCGUUUUCAAUACUGAAGCUCACCCGCUUCUGCGUAGGAAUAGCCAUCUUGAUACCCAUGUACUGAAUCUUGACUUUGGCCAUGCCAAGUAACCACCAGUACUGCCAUAGACAUAUACUCUAUAUCUUAAACGUUCGCAUUGACAGAGUGAUUUGCACUAUGGUAUGAACGACAGAAGAAAAA
Molecule: messenger RNA, 2084 nt
Organism: Umbelopsis ramanniana AG
Lineage: Eukaryota; Fungi; Mucoromycota; Umbelopsidomycetes; Umbelopsidales; Umbelopsidaceae
Exons: 10
Coding region: 68-1993 (641 amino acids)
Biological process (GO): N-glycan processing; carbohydrate metabolic process
Cellular component (GO): endoplasmic reticulum; Golgi membrane
Molecular function (GO): calcium ion binding; mannosyl-oligosaccharide 1,2-alpha-mannosidase activity
Source: RefSeq, a predicted model, not a curated record